AGUGAUUUUACUGAUAAGCGCUCCGAUCUAUUUCAUAUAUUAAUAUGUAUAUACAAACAAUCUGAAAAUUUUCUGCGAAUUCACGUGCUGGUCAUGUUCGUGGUGAUUAUGAUUGCGUGGCUCAUACUAUUCAUGGUGUUCAUUGAUCUGCUAGUGCUGGAUUCGCUUGAUCCUUCGGACUAUUAAUUUAACCGAGGUUGCAACUUGUUCGGGGAACCACCAGCCUCGUCGAGGAUAGAUCACGUAAUAAAAUACCUUAAACGAUUUCGCGUGGGACGAUGUGUGUGACAAGUGGUCUUUCGUAAUCUAAUGUCAAUAAAAAUAUAAGAUCUCAGGAUCUAUAAUACUUUUCACCGGGACUUGACACUUGCGAUUUGUCAAAAACAUGAAGGAGGAACUGGAGGAGAAUUACAAUUCCGAGUUACCAGCUGUGGUUGGAGCUUUAUUAGACACCUUGGAUGACAAGAAUCAGGAUGUAAAGCGAUCUGUGAUCGAGUCAAUUGAAAGGAUAAGCAAGAAGAAUCCUGAGAUUGUCAUUCAUGCUGCCAUAUAUUUCUGGGAGAUGCACAAAAAGAUAUCCACAGACCAUAUGGGAUCCCUGUUGAACAUAAUAACAGGUAUAAGCAGACGUUCGGCUAAGAGUUUAAGUGUGGAUCUGGUGACAUCUCUUGCUGAGAUAGCAGUGAACGAGUUAAUAGGAGAAACUGAGAAUGAGGCAGCUGAAUUGUUGAUUGAGCUUUGCAAGAUACAUUGCAUGCAAGCUACGGGUGGACUUUUAACUAAAUUAGAACCCGGGGUAAUUCCUAAUCCAGCAAUAGUUUUCACGAUAGGAAAACUUGCAACAGCUAAUCCUUAUGGAAUGCUGUCUUUUGUCAAAAUAACAUUGACUAUCAUGCUACCAAUGUUGAAUCAGAUACGUGAGGAAGUUCUCAAACAAGCAAUUUGCUUCAUGAUUUCGAAGUUUUGCGAAGCUAUAAACGAUUAUAUAAUGAACGGAGAAGACUCUUCUCUUGGAAUUAAUAAACAGACAUUUGUUGAUGAAAUUUGUUCAGUCUUCGAUUUUCUGACGCACAAUUGGUUGAAGACGUCACGCGAUUCCACAUCGACAGAAGCUAUUUUAACGACUUUCGUUCCUAUGGUACCUUUGCUGCCUGUGCAGGAGGAUAGCGAAAGAAUUGUAAAAUUGGUACCUGUAUGCUUAAGUUUUUGUAGAAAGCAAAAUGUACGUUUAGCUGCUGUAAGAGUUUUAGCUGUGAUUUUAAGUUCUGUUGAGACUGAAAAUAACAAAGAGGCAAUCCGCCCAUUCAUGGAGAAUAUCCAUCAAACUUUGUCCGACUUUGUCACUAUUUAUCCCUUUGAAGCAGCUCGAGAUGCGGUUCUUACACAUUACGAAGUGCUGCAGUGCUCCAGAUCAUUGGUUGUUUUGUACCCUGAAGAAGGUCUUGAUAGAAUUUUGCAGCAGCUAAAGUCACCAAUUGCUAAUCAACGUGCUCGUGCUUUGGUAGUCCUCAGGCACCUCAUAAACACUCUUCCCCCAGAAGAUGACGGAUCCUUGCAGAGAAUCGCACUUAGCCUUCAGGAGUCUCUUGGAGAGAAUGGUGCGCUCCAAAUGGUCGGUGCUAUAGUAGCACUCGCGGCACGACCAACGUUUCCCCUUUUACCAUCGCAGAGAGCUAGAUUUGUACGCUAUAUGGUGUCACACUGUGAAACGAAGAGUGACGAUACGGAAGCAUGUUCCGAAGCUUUAUAUCUGCUUGCAACGACUGUUGACGGUGUCGAAUCUUGGCUGUGGCCGUGUUUGAUAAGCGCAUUGCUGGACCCGGCUUGCGUAGCAUCUGUCACAUCAGUGCUGCGUUCAUUAUCCCCAUUAGCGCUAAAAAUAAUACGUGAUGAAAACUCUUCAAGAAAUGAGAGGGAUUUUCCUGGUACGAAAGUUUUGGGUAGAUGUCUGGAAUUGUUGAGCAAUCCGGCUAAUCGAUACGCGGUGGUGUCCUUUUUAAAGUCAGCAGCACCCUUAGUAGGACAUCAAGUGAAACCUUAUUGGGACGAGAAGCUGCAGGAACUUUUACGAGAAUGUUUGCAAGAUGAACUUGAAGAAAUUCUUGAGAAACCACAUAUCAUGCAGCAGAAUUUAAUCUGGGAAAGAAAAAUAGUAGAAUGGUUAGAAGAGAGUAUGAAACUGGAAGGAGAGUCAUGGGGCGCAAAGCUCGCUGACGAGCUCGCUUUGAAGGCAAACAUGCCGAGUAUAGCGCCGUUGUUAGCAGCCACGUGCAGCAACAAUGCUCACAUCACCUUGCUCGUCGAACUCGCGCGUUCUCACGGUACUAACAAGGAAUUUGCGCGAGCAGUUGGCAUCUGCGCAAAACGGCAUCUGAGCAUCGUGUUGAAAUUGAUGGAGGAAUUUUGCACUGCCGAGGAUAGCAGAAAGGCCCCCGUAAGAUUGCUGGGUUUCGUAAAGGACACGAAGGCCGCCGCUACCGCCGAGGCCGCGAAAGCAGGUUUACUACAGUCCUACGCCGAGAUUGCUCAGAAAGGGGAUCCGCAGGAACUUUUCCCUGUAUUCGAGAAGCAUGUAUUACCAUGGACUAUUAAACAGUUGCACGACUGUAAGGAGCUGUCUACGAAGGAAGCAGGAUUGUCGGUCUUGGAACAAGUGGCUAAUGCUGUUCAUCCCACUAAUUUGCCCGAAUCUAAGGGCCUGCGCGCAAAGGCUACUGCUCUGGCCACUCUAUUGGGAAUUUUACAGUCGUCGACCGGAUAUAGACCAUUGCAACUCUAUCCGGCAGUAUUAAAAGCAGCAAACUCUCUAAUACGUAUAUCGCCAACAUUAAAUAAUGAAGAAAGAGAGAUUUUUCUCAGUGCAGUAUUGGAUAAGACGAUUAGUGCCAGUUCGGAGAUUGCUCUGCAAUUACAUCCAGAAAUAAUGCGACAAGUCGUAGACGAACUGGGAACCGUGUCCAGCGAAAUUGUAUCCGAUUCAGCGGAUGCAUUAGCUGAGCUGGUUGACAUAUUGUUACCCUGGAUGCAGUCCAAGUCGAAUGUAGAGAGAAAAAUCACUUUGUUGGUGCUACAAAGAGGGCUCCAGUCUUAUUAUAAUUCUUUGAAGUAUACUUAUCCAGGCGGCAAGUUGGAUGCCGGAAAACUAGUAGGAAGAACUUUAUGUUGGUGUACGGACACCGAAUUUUCGUUGAGACCACUAGCGAUAGAUUGCAUGCUUCUCUCUCUGGACAUUGCAACCCGUCAUCGUUGCGUGUUACCUGAUAAUACCUUGAGUGAAGACAUACAACAAAUAAAAAAGGAACUUAUGAUUGAAGACUCAUCAGUAUCCUACGGAGCCGUACAAAGACUGGCUAAUGCGGUAUCGCAAAAAAUUCCCAACGGUGAGAUAGUUAGCUUAGCGGAGGGCUUGAUUGAAGGUUUGCUGUUUUAUGGAGAAGCAGGCUUGGUAGCGGGCAUAGCUCUCUCGCAACAUUUUCAAAUUAGAGGAUCAGAAAUAUCCAGGACUGAUGUUUGCUUAGUCGAUAAUAUUAUUACGCAAAUGAGACAAAUGGAAAACGCGAGCUGCAAGUAUAUCACAACGGUGGCUAUAGUUUCACUGAUGAAGCAUCAUCCAGAAGAAGUGAUCGAGCAUCUUUUGUAUCAGCCGUUACCGUUGGACCCGGGUACCGCAUUGUGCUGGAAAGAAAUUGGCAAUAAUGAUUUUCUUGGGCCCCGAGCUUUGGAUAUGUUGCUAAUAAAACUUGAAUCCAGUAAUUUAUUUUCUGAUGCUACUAAUCCGUCUGUGCAUACCGGACGGAAUAAUACCGCAUCUCUCCCGUCCUUGGCGGCUAUCGUGGGCUUGAAGUAUCUUCUUGAAUCGCCGCAUGUGGAAACCUUGAUUGCCGAGAGCAAGCAAUUAGCGGGAUUAUUAUCAGUUCUCCUCAAAUAUCUCUCGGGCUGGCUGCACAUUGAUGCUCCCACAUCGUUGAUAAAUACGAAGUACGGAUACGUACCGAAUCGGGCGGCGCAAAAGUUAAAUCCGCACACGGAAGUAUAUUCUAUAUUAACCCACAUAUUAGUAACCAUCGAGCCUAAUGCUGCAGCCAACUUGCCAAUGGAGAGUACAUUUGCUUCCGAAAUGCAAGCCGAGGAGAGCCUAAUAUCGACAGUGCGAACAUUAAUGAAAUGUAUAUCGAGUAAAAACGAAGUCCUGUUAAACAUGACGCAACAUUUGGGUAAACUGAUGACUAGCACGAUAGCCAUACAACGAGCGAUUGCCGCCACCUUUUAUUCAGAAUUAAUUGGCAAAAUAGAUUGCGGAGCUAUAUGGCUUGAUGCUAUAAUUAAUACGUUGCACGAUGCUAAGACCGAUUCAUCGUCCUUAGUACGAAAGCUCGCUACCAUUGGACUUGCUAGAAUAGCCUAUUUAGAUCACAGACAGGUCGAUGAAUAUUUCGACAAUUGUAUGGAUGCCUUACUCGAUGGAUUGGAGGAGACUGCUGGUGGAGAAGGGGGUGCGGAAGUAGUACUCGAAUCAUUACGCGGUCUCUCGGUACUGCUGUCUGUUCAAUAUAAGAGACCCAUCAGUCCGCGAGUGGUACUAGCCUUGAAACCAUUCUUCGAGAAAGAAAACUGGGAGAUGAAACUCGCAGCCAUAGGCGCUCUAGGCGCGAUAGCUACCAAUUGGCACAGAUCACUUGCAUCGCCGAAUGACGAUUUGAUCGAUCAUCUUAUGGGCUGUUUGCCGUCUCUGAUAAUAAGACUGGAAGACUCGAAUAUAACAGUAGUUAAGACUGCACAGGAAACCUUAUGUAAAACUACAAGUAUCGUGCAAAGCGAGAAAUUAUCGCAUGUGAUACACAAUAAUUUGGGACCACAAGCGAAGUUCAAUUUCGAGAAUUUUUCCAAGGACUUGAUAAACUGUUUGAAAGAGGAAUUUCCACAUAGAGCAGAAGAACUAAGAAACGCCGUCGUCCGCGGUUAUUCCAGAUCGGAGAAUUAUCAUAUCAGAGCUACGUCGGCGCUGCUCUUAGGAUUAUUCGAUUCCCCGAGACCUGAAGAUAUACAAAGACUGUUGCAACUCUUACGUGAUAAAGAAAGUAUUGUGAGAAUGCGCGCUUCGCAAGCCCUUUCAUUUUGCUUUACACUUUAGCAUAGAUAGUGUUUCAGUAGUUCGAAAAUUUCAAGAUGUCUAAACUUUUAAAGCUAUAUUUUUAUUCUUGUGAUAUUAUGGGUCAAAGUCAAUUUAUUUUACAGGCCAUAUACAUUAUAAUGUAAAAUAAGAAAUGUUUUAUUGUAAUCAUUAUAAUUUUAAUAAUGAUUAUUAUAAUUUUAAUAUUGAUUUAUUAGGUAGAAUGAAAAUUGAGAUACAUUUGAUUUAUUACGAUUAUGUGGAAAGACUUGUAAAUAAACUGAUAUACAGUUACUUUUAAUUGGCCGAUUGAUAGGUUUCUUUCUUCUCUAUUGGCAUUCCGCACGCAAUGUACGGCCUAUAUCCUGUAUACGAUGAAGACAAUUUGUCAUAAAUAAUACUUAAUUUAUCUUCAUUAA
Molecule: messenger RNA, 5529 nt
Organism: Solenopsis invicta (red fire ant)
Lineage: Eukaryota; Metazoa; Arthropoda; Insecta; Hymenoptera; Formicidae
Product: maestro heat-like repeat-containing protein family member 1
Exons: 18
Coding region: 386-5131 (1581 amino acids)
Cellular component (GO): cytoplasm
Source: RefSeq, a predicted model, not a curated record